Molecule: messenger RNA, 333 nt
Organism: Cotesia congregata
Lineage: Eukaryota; Metazoa; Arthropoda; Insecta; Hymenoptera; Braconidae
Source: the annotation of a GenBank genome assembly
AUGACUCCUACUCCGACUGACUGGAGCAUGACCAAGACCAAUAACAACAACAAUAGCAACAUAAUUGCCGGCAGUGAACCCAGUCCGCCGAUUACCAUAAGUGGCAGUGAAAUUAGCAGCCCUGGAACACCCGCUUCGCCUAAUAUCAGUACUCUUAAUCCAGCUAAUAAUAAUAAUAAUAAUAAUAAUAAUAAUAAUAAUAAUAGUAGUGCUUCCACGACCCCUGUUAGACCCGCGCCAAUUCGCAGCCCUUAUGAGUGGAUGAAGAAAACUUCGUAUAUUCAUCAGCAGACUCCUGGUAAGAUUUUUGGGUUUAUUUGCAUGGAAAAAUAA